Messenger RNA from Clunio marinus, 261 nucleotides. Lineage: Eukaryota; Metazoa; Arthropoda; Insecta; Diptera; Chironomidae. The record is from the annotation of a GenBank genome assembly.
AUGUAUUCGAGAAUUUCCAUAAAUUUUGAAUUCAGUUUGGGGUUUUAUGUUGAUAAAUUCAAAAUAAAAAAUAUUGAAAAAUCGUUCUUUACUACAAUUUAUCAUCACCAAUUGGAUCUAUCGAUUUCCUGUGAACUGAUGGAUCUCUGUGGCCUGAAACAAGAAACCAAUGAUGGGAAAAUGAUUUCUUUUCCUCCGGAAGACAAAACAAUCUCACCUCGAAGACCAGGUUACUUCCCGAUUAGCAAACUCAUUAGUUGA